AUGGAGCUGGGCGGCCUUCAGAGAUUCGCGACGUCGUAUCGCCGCCAGGGAUCCUCCGGCCUGGUGUGGGACGACAAGCUCAUCGCCGAAUUCAGCCGCCAGGCCGACGCCGAAAGGGCUGAAAGGGCCGCCGCCGCCGCCGGCAGAGAUCCGUCGUCAAGCCCCGAUGCUAUCUCCGACACCACGAACUUUCGUGUCAAAACCGACGUGCCCUCGUCGGAGCCGGGCAAGAUGCGUCGCAGCCACUCCGCUUCCACCUUCUCCAGGGACGUCCGUGCUUGGUCAUUUGGAUUGGCAUCGAUCGACGGCGGCGGCGGCGCUAGGAGAAAGAAGAAACGAAGGCAGAAGACAGUGAGAUCUGAAGGAUUGGGGAUCGGAAGAGAAAGACAGAGAAACACGCUUUUCUUCCUUUUUUAUUCUAUCUUUUAUUUUUUAAUUUUCUUGUAA
Linum trigynum is the source of this 447-nucleotide messenger RNA. The record is from the annotation of a GenBank genome assembly. NCBI's taxonomy places the organism in Eukaryota, Viridiplantae, Streptophyta, Magnoliopsida, Malpighiales, Linaceae.